AUGGCCGAGAUAAACACCUCCGCAGCCACCAAGAACAACAACCACAACACCAUCGACGACACUACCACCACCACCAUUGCUGCCGCUGACCCCGAAUCCGCCCAGCCAGAACACCCGUACCAGCCCUACAUGGACGUACAACCGCCCUCGGCUGCUCACCUCAGUGACGCCAACGGGAUGCCUCUCAGCGAGAAAGAGGUCGAGGCGCUGGAGAAGGAGGAGAGGGCCGAGCGCGCGGCCACGCCUGAACCCAGUGACUUCAAUAUCGCCUUCCCGGACCAUCUGCCCACGCCGCCCUUCUUGCAUGUGCAGGGCGUGCCCAAUUUCCGCGAGCUGGGAGGAUACCCCUGCCAGCCACCCUCGUCUUCGUCCCAGGCGCCGCCGUCCAAGAAGUACGUCCUCAAGAAAAAUCUCCUGUACCGCUGUGCUCACCCCACUCACUUGACCCCCACGGGGGCCACGUACCUGACCACCACUCUCAACGUGCACGACAUGUACGACUUGCGGUCUGCGCCCGAGAUCAACCGGCUCGCGUCCACUGUCGCUUCCAGUGGCAAGAGCGUGUACCCACUUGCAAGUCCCGUGUCUGGAUGUUUAGAUGAGGUACCGGGCCUCAAGAGGCAUUUCGUCCCCGUCUACCAGACCGAAGACUACGGCCCGGUCGCGCUGGCGAGAAAGCUGGCAUGGUAUACCGCCGAACACUCCCACGAUCAUGAAGCAGGAUACGCUUACUCCGAAGGCUUUGUGAGGGCGUAUCGAGACAUUGCCACGCACGGCGCCGGUGCCUACACCAUCAUGUUCCGACAUCUUCUCGACCGCCCGAACGAACCCCUGGUGUUCCACUGUACAGCCGGCAAAGACCGCACGGGGGUGUUCGGCGCGCUGAUUAUGAAGCUCGUCGGCGUGGACGAGGACGUCAUCUGCUGGGAGUAUGCCCUCACCGAACCUGGGCUGGGCGGCUGGCGGAAAGAGUUCAUCGAGCGAAUCGCCCAGACCGGCCUUGGGGGUGGCGGCGGCAAACCCCAGCAUCAGCAGCAGGUCGUCACCGGCGAGAGGGAGCACAGCAGACCGGCGGUUUCACGCGAAGAAGCCGCCCGGAUCUGCGGCAGUCGAGCGGGCAAUAUGCGUGCUUUCCUGCGCACCGUGCUGGAGGGCGAGUUUGGCGGCGUCGUCUCGUAUCUGACGCGCAUGUGUGGGCUGAGCGAGGCCGAGGUGGCGCGUCUGAGGGAGAAUCUCACCGAGCUGGUUGACGAUGUGCCGGGCCAGGUCAUGACCAUGGUCGAGAUUGACGGCUGGACUGCCGAGGGAGGCUGUGUGGAUUGA
Messenger RNA from Fonsecaea monophora, 1323 nucleotides. RefSeq lists its product as hypothetical. The coding region runs from base 1 to 1323 and encodes 440 amino acids. NCBI's taxonomy places the organism in Eukaryota, Fungi, Ascomycota, Eurotiomycetes, Chaetothyriales, Herpotrichiellaceae. The transcript has a single exon. Gene Ontology annotation, molecular function: phosphoprotein phosphatase activity. The record is from RefSeq and is a predicted model, not a curated record. Gene Ontology annotation, biological process: dephosphorylation.